AUGCUCAGCAGAUUUGGCCUGGCACCUGGGCACCUCACAUUGGAAACAUGCAUCUCAAGUACCCGCAUCAUCUGCGACCGCAAGUUCCUGCUGGAGUGCAAGAUUCACCCCGCGGCCAGGACCCCUCCCUGCUGCCUGCCCCAGACCCCCGGUGUCACAUCCCUGGCCCAGUCCAGCCUCGUCAAGCUGGAGGAGCUCAAGGAGCGGAAUGAGAGCCAAGAGGCCAUGCCAGAUCAAGACCAGUUUGAGAUGGACAUCUGAGUUUCCAUCUCCCCGUCUCCAGGCCAUGGCUGGGCCUGUUCCUGGGCCUCGUGGAGGUGCUGGCACCGUGACCAGCUGGCUGCAGCCCUCUCUGAUGCUGGGGAUGGACGUGU
Molecule: messenger RNA, 374 nt
Organism: Catharus ustulatus (Swainson's thrush)
Lineage: Eukaryota; Metazoa; Chordata; Aves; Passeriformes; Turdidae
Product: eukaryotic translation initiation factor 4E-binding protein 3-like
Biological process (GO): negative regulation of translational initiation
Cellular component (GO): cytoplasm
Molecular function (GO): eukaryotic initiation factor 4E binding
Source: RefSeq, a predicted model, not a curated record